This is a messenger RNA of Eriocheir sinensis (Chinese mitten crab), 4649 nucleotides long. RefSeq names its product UDP-xylose and UDP-N-acetylglucosamine transporter-like. Gene Ontology annotation, cellular component: Golgi membrane; endoplasmic reticulum membrane. Gene Ontology annotation, biological process: transmembrane transport. Gene Ontology annotation, molecular function: UDP-xylose transmembrane transporter activity; UDP-N-acetylglucosamine transmembrane transporter activity. Lineage: Eukaryota; Metazoa; Arthropoda; Malacostraca; Decapoda; Varunidae. The record is from RefSeq and is a predicted model, not a curated record. The coding region runs from base 210 to 1259 and encodes 349 amino acids. The transcript is spliced from 8 exons.
CGCAUUGUUAUUAGACUUCAUCUGUCAAAAGUUGUUUACUUCCCCUGAGCGGCGGCUUGAGCUUGAGGUUAAAGAGGCCGCAGGAGGUGUGCUCCGAUGCCGCCGCCCUCCCAAACGAUAUUGCUGAGCAGGUGGAAGGUAUGACCUGACCUGACCACCGCCACUCCUGGAGCCUCAUGUGCCCGUGACGACGCCGAGAAAGGAACAGGAUGGGGGCAAGAUCGGCCAUCUUCAUGGUGUUUGUUGGGUGUUGCAGCAAUGUGGUCUUUCUGGAGCUGCUGGUCAAGGCGGAGCCAGGCAGCGGUAACAUCAUCACCUGUGCUCAGUUCCUCUUCAUUACGCUGCACGGCUUCCUCUUCACCACACGCCUUGGCACCAAGAGAAAUGUGGUGCCCCUGAGGGACUAUUUGGUGCUGGUGGUGUUGUUCUUCAUCGUCAAUGUCACCAACAACCUGGCGUUCGCGUUCAAUAUCUCGAUGCCGCUGCACAUGAUCUUCCGAAGUGGUGGGCUCAUUGCCAACAUGGUGAUGGCGUUGGUGGUGCUGGGCCGCCGCUACACACUCUCCAAGUAUGUUAGUGUGGCCAUGAUCACCCUAGGCACCCUCGUGUGUACUUAUGCCUCUGCACACUUCCUGGAAGAAGCUGUCACUGAUGGUGGAGAAAGUCCUGAUGAUGGUGGCAACGGUGAUGUUCUCUCCAGCUUUGCGACCUGGCUAGCAGGCAUUGCACUGCUGACCUUCGCCCUCUUCCUGUCAGCAAGGAUGGGCAUCUUCCAGGAGUGUCUGUAUGCUCAGCAUGGCAAACACCCACAGGAGGCACUCUUCUAUAUUCAUGCCCUCUCCCUGCCGGGGUUCUUGAUGACGGUAAGCAGCAUCAUGGAGAGUGCCAAGCGGUUCACCUCCUCCCAGCCCCUCCCUGCCAUGGCGGCCCUGCCACUCCUGGGGGCAACACCUCGCCUUUGGCUCUUCCUGCUGGGCAACACGCUCACACAGUUUGUGUGCAUCAGCUCAGUGUUCCGGCUCACUUCUGAGUGUUCCUCCCUCACCGUUACGCUGGUGCUCACGCUUCGCAAGUUUCUCUCACUCCUCUUCUCCAUUGCCUACUUCGCCAAUCCCUUCACUCUGGCACACUGGGUUGGCACAGUACUUGUCUUUGGAGGCACUCUGAUCUUCUCAGAGGUGCCAAGCAAGGUGAGAGAGGCAAUGGCACCAGCACCACCUGUUAGUGCCUCUGAUGUCACAGCUAAGAAGACUGAUUGAAGGGCUGCUGAGAGAGGUAAUGAGAGGAAUACUGUGGAGAAAGAAGGUGGUUUCAGGUGGCUGUGGAUGUGCCACCUUCCCCACCCAUCCACCCUUCUACCUUCCACCUUUCCUGUGCUGUUCCCCCAUCAUGUUUAUUGGCAUGUUUGUUUUGUUGCUGUUCUCCAAACCUCUAAACAUUUUGGUUCUAGGAAACAAUCUGAGUACAAGCAGUAAGUUCUUAAAAGGGAGCAAACUUUUAUGGUCUGAGAAAAAAAGGUGAUAAUUUUUUUUCUUUUGUGUAGAUCUUCUAACUUUUAUGUCAUGUAAUUUUGUGCGACAUUUUUGUAAAGCUUGUGGCGUGGGUUACAAUUGUCUCAAAUGGCAGCUAAAGAUAUGGUUGGAGGGAGCUACUACCUACUUAUUUAAUAUUUGUUAUUAUUUAUUUAGGAAGGAGAUGAAAGGAAAUGCAGGUGUCCUAAAUGGAGUAGAAUAUUCCCAGAUAGUUUUGUCAGUGCUUUUUUAGGGAAAUGAAGGAGCUCCAGUGAUAUCUCAUCUAAUAAGCCAAGACCCAUGGUCACCCUUGCUCGAUGAAUGUGUGAAGGUCAUCACUUAAUGUUGGCCAUUCAAGUGUCUGAUUGGCUUGUGUGCUCGCUUCCUCCGUAAAUCAGGUUUUUCUGCUGAUAUCUACUAUACACAAACAGUCGUUUUGGUCCUCACCACAAUUGUUCUGCUGUUAAUAUUCUGUUUUGUGGCAAUGUGCAAUACUUUGUGACCUUCCUUUUAUUCUUGCUGAGGCUUCAAUAGAAAAAAAGGAAGGUCACAGAAGUAUUGUACAUCGCCACAAACCAGAAUAUCAGCAAGGGAACAGAUAUGGUGUACACUGAGAUGGCUGCAUGCAUAUGUGUAGCAGAUACCAGCAGAAUGACCUAGCCUAGAAAGCAAGCAAACAAGCAGGCCAGUCAAAGACGCCAGGGUGGCUAACCUUAGGUGACGACUUCCUUUGCUGGAACCUCCAAUCAGUGAACUGGACUGAUCAUGAGUUGGAUAGAUCACCAGAGCUGCCUGAACUCCCCUGAAGAAGCAUCUGCAAGACUAGUUUGGUAGACACUCAUUACACCUGUAUUUCCUUUCACAUUUUCCAACUUAGUGAUAAUGUCACAACAUUAUUUAUUUUGUUGAUUUAUUAAUAUUAGAAGUAUACAUAAGUUAAUGAAUCAUAUCUUAUCUUCUAUCUCUUCAUCUGAAGAUAGUUAAUGCUGCCUGUGUUGGAAAUGUGUUUUGUGAUGAUAUGGAAAUGCAUCUGAGUCUCAGGAAGACUCAGAGUUGUAAUGAUAUUGUAUUAUAGUGCUUGUUGUGUGUUGUGAGGGUGAGACUAAAAGUGACUUCAUCAGAAAUGUAUUUAUUUUUGAAUGUCAAAGUUAAUGUUAAUCAGAUAAUUAUGAUUUACUCAAGUAAAUCAAAAGUGCAGGUAUACCAGACAUGUGAUAUAUAUCCUUUUAACCCAAAGGUGAAGGAAGGUAAGUUACAGGUAAUAUGUCAUAUUUUUGCACACCAAAGGAGAGGUCUGCUAGACAUUUGCUAUUUAAUAAGUAUUCUUUUGACCCAUUUACUCUGCCUUUGGUGAGUGUUUAUGAUAGCGAUAGUGAUAGUGAUGAUGGUGGUAUGUGAACACAGCUGAAGGAGGUUAGAUGGGAACUAUUUUAUGAGGUUCAGAUGAAGGUAGAAUGUCACAAUUGUAGAAAUUUCAGUGAUUGACUGAAAAUGUGCAGCUGAGGAUAGGCAGUGAUGUGAGGGAGUGUGUGUGUGUAGUGUGUAAAGAGUGUAAGAGGGGCAUUAUAAAGCUGUUGUGAGCAUUCCCUACCCUACACAUAGUUUUAGGACUCAUUCCUCAAGGCAGUUAUUUCUUUUCCAAAUACUUAAACACAUUCCAUCAAAUAGUCAUUCCUUAUGGUACACAUACAACAAAAAUGUUUCUUUAGGCAUUAAUCCUUCAUAAAGUACUCAAACAUUAAACUCUUUGAAUGUUACCAAGCACUGGAAUCGAACCAAUGCGUUGAUGCUGUUGUCCUCCCCACUCUUUGUUAUAAAUACCCAAAAGUUACAAUAUGUCAAAUCAUGAUUAUUUGAAAUUGUUUUUUUGAUUUAUGAUUAAGAAAUAGAUAUCCCAUUAUUAUGCUUGGCUAAAGUGAAAAAUCGGUUCAUGGCUGAUAGUUGGCAGGUUAUUAGUCGGUGGUAUAGUCUUCUCAUGACGCCAGCAAAGCAAGAGUAUGUCAUUCGGUUUGUGUUAGAAUUGUUUUAUGUCCGUGUUGUUAAUGUUGAGAUGCAAACAUUAUUUGGGUUGUGCAAUAUCAGUAUUUUUGAGAAGCAAAUUUGUUGCAUUGUUACCUGAAGGAUCACAUUGUUAUUAGAAAAUCAUAGUUUCAAGUGUUUUUUGUGCAGCUUUUGAAAAGGUAUAUUACAUAGAUUAUUAAUUAAGCAGAAUUAGUUUUAUAUUGGAAUGAAUGUACCUCAGAGCUUUAAAUUAUAAUGGACCAAGUAUAUUGCAAGGAAUCAGAUAUUUUUUUGAUGUAAAGAUCUUAACUCAAUGAAAGAAACAGCUUUAAUAAAAGGUACAAAAACAUAUUUAUUUAUGUGUAAGGUUUGAGGUGAUGUAAAGUAUUUUCAGGGGAGCAUAAGUGAAUAUAAUUAGGAAGUUGGCAGCUUCUUGGGGUAGGCUGUUGAGGUUGUUGAUCAGAUUACUGUGCAAGAUUUCACAAAAUGUUGAUGUAUGCAAUAGAUUCAGUAAAGAAUUAUUAUUUUACUGAUUGUAAUUAACUGGAUAUUGUAGAGAGGCUUUCAAAAAGUAGUGGAUCAUAUAAUCUUGAUGUAAGGGAGGUCACUUUUAAGGAAUUUGAGUAGAGUUGGGUGAGUGUUUCGUGUAUGGGUUGAUUCAGUGGAGUUGACAGUGCAGCCUUUACCUCAGUGCUGUUAGGGAAGGCAGAAGUGCAGUACCCUUUGUGGCUACAUUAUGUGGUACUGCAUUCUGUUCCAGUCCAUUCUGUACUCUUCCAUUCCUUGCCUUCCAUUCUGUACUCUCCCAUUCCUUGCCUUCCAUUCUGUACUCUCCCAUUCCUUGCCUUCCAUUCUGUACUCUCCCAUUCCUUGCCUUCCAUUCUGUACUCUCCCAUUCCUUGCCUUCCAUUCUGUACUCUCCCAUUCCAUUGCCUUCCAUUCUGUACUCUUCCAUUCCUUGCCUUCCAUUCUGUACUCUUCCAUUCCUUGCCUUCCAUUCUGUACUCUCCCAUUCCUUGCCUUCCAUUCUGUACUCUUCCAUUCCUUGCCUUCCAUUCUGUACUCUUCCAUUCCUUGCCUUCCAUUCUGUACUCUCCCAUUCCAUUGCCUUCCAUUCUGUACUCUUCCAUUCCUUGC